AUGUCAUCAUUGGUGAAAAAGUCCAAGGAUACCUGCGAUUUAUUGAUCAAGGUUUUGUUGAUUGGAAAUUCAGGGGUUGGGAAAACCCAGAUAUUGUUGAGAUACACGGAAAAUCAAUUUAAAACAUCAUUUCUGAGUACGAUAGGAAUCGAUUUUAAAAUCAAAAAGAUAUCAGUGGAUGAGAAGGUCAUUAAAAUGCAAAUUUGGGACACUGCUGGUCAAGAGCGUUAUUAAACUAUUACUUAAACAUAUUACAAGGGAGCUAUGGGAAUCAUACUAGUUUUCGCCGUGAAUGAUCAGGAAUCCUUUCGUGACAUUGAGAAAUGGAUGAAUCAAAUUAAAUUACAUGCAAGUGACAAUAUCAUAAAAGUAUUAAUAGGAAACAAAACAGAUCUGCCUGACAGAUGCAUCACUUAUGAGGACGCUCUCAAUAUGGCGUAAUAACAUAACAUACCUUACUUCGAAACAAGUGCAAAGGAAGGAACCAACAUUAAUCAGACAUUUUAAUAAAUCGCCAAACUCAUUAAAGACCAAAACGAAAGGCUUCCCCAAUAAUCUGACAAAGCUUUCAACAAGUUAAACCCUGCGAAUCAAGAUUAAUAAAAAUAAGAUGAUUCAGUGUGCUGUUGAUUCAUCUCUAUUGAUUUGUGAUGUCCUAAUUUUUCAAUAUAUUAUUCAUGUUGUGAUUGCGUUAUUAUCAUUUAUAAUACUUCAACUCAAUUUUAAUUUCCUUAA
Molecule: messenger RNA, 735 nt
Organism: Paramecium tetraurelia
Lineage: Eukaryota; Ciliophora; Oligohymenophorea; Peniculida; Parameciidae
Exons: 3
Biological process (GO): regulation of exocytosis; protein secretion
Molecular function (GO): GTPase activity; GTP binding
Source: RefSeq, a predicted model, not a curated record